AGGCCCACCCUCCCUGCCCUUGACUCCGCUUGUCUGGCUGACUGUCGUUGCCAGGCAGCUUCAAGCAGUCAGCUCGUAAUUUCGUGUAUUUCGAGACGUUCCCUCGGCUUCCUCAGGGGUAGGUCGUUUAGUUGGUGAGAUGUCGAAGAAUCUCCAAACGCAGGAUGUUCCAGCAGCCUGUGAUUGUGGCAAGCCGUCCAUUUGUUGGGUAUCAAAUAAGGCCUGGUCAGACGGCCACGCCAGUUCGUCCUACUCUGCUUCUAUUUCACUAACCCUUUGAAAACUCUUCUCCCAAGACCUCGGACAUGGAGAUCAUAGUAACGUAUUCCCCUCGGCCAUUGGACAAAACAGCCGCUGGAGUCAGAUCUUGAAAUGCGAUCAACAUUGAGGCUAAAAUUGUGUAUUAUCGUUAGAAUAUAGUCUCGGAAUCUGAAUACUUCAUUUUGUUUGGAUUAAGUCUUUUUUCCUGGGACUGCACCUUUGCGCACUUCCGUGUGGGAUCAGGUAUACUUGGAACUAACCUGAACUUUAACUAACCUCUCACAGUACUCCAGGCUCCGAGAGUACCCAACAAGCAUAACAAAGAUAAAAGGAAGUCUGUGGAAAGAGUGAAAAGCUGGAGAGAGAGAAAGUGAAAAGCACAUGCACCUCAGACAUUCUUGCCGCAAAAGGAAAAGUCCUAAUCGCUUGUUAACAGUCACAAUGGAGCUUUCUUCACUGCUUGCCUUUGAAGAGGAAAAAAGCAGCCAUGGGGCCACUACCCUCCAAGUCUGAUCUUGGAAGUCAUCCCAGGUCAUUACACUGUGCCUGAUGCAGAUUCCCAGAGAAUCAGGAAUAGCGCGUCCGUCAUCUGCUUAUAUACUCCUCUGCUCACUUUCGUACUCCAGCCUCAGUUGACAACCUCCAAUCGUAUUAUCCUUCGGUUGUGCUGCACUCACAGUUCUAGUCUCUGCUCUUCUUCUUCGCCAAUUGGCAGUUCUUUGCUUCUCUUUCCUCCCCCCCCUCAAAACCUUCCACGAUUUACCUUUCGAUAAUCAAAAGUGUCUAGACACAAAGGUCACUCGAGUAUUCUUCAGAGCGUCAAGAGGAUAUUCACAGAGAGCUCUGCGGCAGUUGUCAGCCUGCAACUGUCGUCGCUCGAGUGCCGGAGUGGGGAGCGAGUAGAUUUGGUUUCAUCUUUCGUUACUCGUGAGGAAAUAGAAAAGAGAAGGAGCUCAGCUCUUGGGUUUUCUGCACUACCCGAGCAGCACGUAGAUGCAUGCGUAGAAGUAGACGGAGAGCCCCGACUCAAUUGGAAUUCAAUCCGGCCACAAAAGUUCAAGAGCAUAUCGAACGUAGGGAGGGCGUGAAAUUCCUCGAGAGAAAAUUUAGACUCACAGCCCUGGGUCGUCGCCGUUGAUUACAAUAGCAGUCAGUGAAGGGGAGGCAGAGAUUAGACAGUGGGUGCACGAAGCUUGGGGUUAGGGUCCCUUAUUCUGAAGUCCCACUAGAUUUAAAAAUAAAAGGAAGUGGCUGUAUCUGCUCUGAGCCUCGAGCAGAGAAGGUCGUUCAAGCAUUCCAGGUUCUCAUUUCAGAGAGGUCAGAGAGGUCAGAGAGGUCAAUUCUGCUGCAGAUAGAGAUCCAAGCUACCAACUUCUUAGCGCUCAAAUUUCCAGCUCGGGCCUUUCAGGUGUUUCACGAGCGAUACUGCAUCAGUGCCAGACGCCAGUACAGUGAUGGCGGUCGAAAGAGGAAAGGUUGGAGACAUGUGGGGAUGUCUCACCGGCGAGAGCGCCCGUGUACAGCUGGCCCUGCUCACGGUGCAACUGGGUUACGGCAUCUAUUAUGUCUUGACGAAAUCUGCCAUGAGCGGAGGUGUGAACCAAUUUGUGUUUGCAGUCUACCGCGACGUGAUCGCUCUGAGUCUCAUUGUACCAUUGGCUUACUUCACCGAGAAAGACAAGCGCACCCCACUCACUCUGCAAACGUCCUUGCUCAUUUUCGUUCUGGGAAUCACGGGCAUUUUCCUGCAGCAGACAUUGUUCUUGGCGGGCCUGGCGUUCACAAACACAGCAUUUGCUGCAGCGAUGCAGAACGCCAUCCCUGUCUUCACCUUCUUGAUUGCAGUGGUGUGCAAAAUCGAGGUUAUUCGCUUCAGCAAACCCGACGGCCUGGCCAAAGUGGUCGGAAUCCUGGCCGCUGUCGUGGGGUCCUUCACCAUGUGCCUCUACAAGGGGACCAUCCUCUUCGGAGACGAUCCAGCCGCCGGAACAACGCAAGGUGAGCAAGAAGAUGUGGCACGGAGCAGUGACACGGAUGGAUUCUUGACGACCUUAUUCCUUGGCUUCGGAAUCGACUACUGGCAAAUCGGCGCCCUCUGCCUGGUGGCUAACUGCUUCUGUAUGGGAGCCUACUCCAAUUUGCAGAUUCCCACUCUCAGAAGGUUCCCGGCCCCCAUCUCCCUUACGGCUCUGUGCAUUUGCGUGGGAGCAAGCGCUCUGCUCGCCACUGGACUCGCGAGUGUCUCCCAGGCCUCCGACUGGGUCCUCAGCUCCUCGGGCAACAUCGUCUCUGUGAUCUACGCCGGGGCUAUUGCAUCGGGACUCAACUUCUCGCUCCAAACGUGGGCGAAUCAGCGAGGCGGCCCCGUUCUCGUGGCAGCCUACAUCCCCCUGCAAACCGUGUUCUCGGGAUUUCUCGGGCUGAUGAUUCUCGACGACCCUCUGUACCUGGGGAGUGUAAUUGGAGCCGCGCUCAUUCUGUUGGGUCUUUACCUCGUCAUUUGGGGCCAGAGUCUGCACAGGAUGGCCCAAGAGAAGGAGCUGCUGUGCACACCAUUCAGUGGCGUUUUGGACGAUACGAAGGAGCCUCUGCUCAAAGAGUCCAAGUCGGCGGGAACCAGCAAUCACGGGUCGGUCCCCAGAUCAUGAUCCGGCUUCGGCCGGAGGAGAUCGAUCGGCUGAUAAGCAAAUUGUAAUUAAGUUGUCGUGAUGGGUAUAUACCGUGUUCAUAUCGUCAACUCCCUCAAAGCUCUCGAUAUUACGGCACAUUAGGCCAUUUUGAAAUUAUCCCGGCCAUUGUAUACUAUCCCGUAGAGUAGAAGCUUCUGCCGAACCGCAGGAAGAGAAAGGACCGAUCGUCAUGUCCAUUGUACAUAGGCACAUAGUUGUUGGGAAAAAAACAUCCGACUCACUUAAUCGUCUCGUAGAGGCUUCCAAGCAUUCCUGAAGUCCAUUCUUUAUUACGCCAUUGUAAUCAUUAAGAAACUCCAUUCGGAGCCUGACGUCCGAGCCAAACUCUGCUAUGUCACCACACAUCCUCCUCACUUCCGG
Molecule: messenger RNA, 3311 nt
Organism: Marchantia polymorpha subsp. ruderalis
Lineage: Eukaryota; Viridiplantae; Streptophyta; Marchantiopsida; Marchantiales; Marchantiaceae
Source: the annotation of a GenBank genome assembly